AUGUCGAAUACCGACUCCGAAACGAAAGAAACCUCCGUCGAAAAGAGAUGGCGACAGGUACACCAACCCGGAAAUCGGGUAGCGGUGGAUGCUGACAGAAACAGGGACAGCGACCAAACCGACGAACGAUCCCCACAAGCCUCAGAAUCACCUGGAUCACUCGCGCAUCGCGACAAAGCGGGCUACAACACCUUGGAUGGGACCCCAUCGACCAAGGUGGACGAUGCCUACGCCGCCCAACUUGCCACACACAAUGGGACCUACGUCCAAUUCAUGAAACCGAAAUUCGCACGAGCACCGAUCAAAGAAGCAGGCAGGGUCGCAUAUCUGGGAGAAUCGUCGAAUUUGACCUUACUAGUGCACGAUCGAUACGGCUCUACCGAUGUCGUUCAUUAUCCGCUCCCCGACAACGUGCGAGGCGCGAAAGCCCGAGUCAGCGACUUGGAUAACAUGGAAGUCGAGAUAUUGCACCAACGGGGGGCCUUUCUCCUGCCACCUAGGGCGCUAUGCGACGAACUAGUUGAAGCAUACUUCAAAUGGGUGGCGCCAGUGGUGCCAGUGAUCAACCGGAACAGGUUCAUGCGACAAUAUCGAGAUCCCAAAAACCCGCCAUCAUUACUCCUAUUGCAAGCUAUCCUCCUGGCUGGAUCCCGCGUUUGCACAAAUUCGCAAUUGAUGGACUCCAGUGGCUCAACCACUCCAGCGGCAAUGACAUUCUACAAGCGAGCAAAAGCCCUGUACGACGCGAACUACGAGGAUGACAGAGUCACUAUUGUUCAAGCCGUCAUCCUCAUGGGAUGGUAUUGGGAAGGCCCUGAAGUAGAUGUGACGAAAAAUGUCUUCUACUGGAGCCGGGUCGCAAUUGUCGUUGCACAAGGGUCGGGGAUGCACCGAAGCGUCGAAGGAACACAACUCACUCGAUCCGACAAGCGGCUAUGGAAACGAAUUUGGUGGACCCUGUUCGCUCGUGAUCGGUCGGUUGCCGUUGCGCUGGGAAGGCCAGUUGCCAUCAAUCCUGAGGACUCCGACGUCGAGAUGAUAUCGGAAGACGACUUCAUCGAGGACGAGCCAGAUCGACCCUCCGAAUUCGCACCUGAUCCAGUUCAUGUCCAGUUUUUCAUUCAUUACGUCAAACUUUGUGAGAUUAUGGGUCUUGUCCUUUCUCAGCAGUACUCUGUUGCGUCGAAGUACAGACGGACGAACGCCAUCGAUCUUACGCACAGCGAUAUGGCUCUUGCCGACUGGCUCCAGCACUGCCCCAAAGAAGUGUACUGGGAGCGGCCGCGGCACCACUUCUGGGCUGGCUUGUUGCACGCCAAUUAUUAUACGACGCUCUGCCUGCUACACAGAGCACAUAUGCCUCCUGCCGGAUCUCCCAAACCGGGCCCGCAGAACGGUUUCCUGGAAGAGAGAGCAUAUCCAUCGAGGAACAUUGCGUACGAAGCGGCGGGAAUGAUCACCUCGAUCAUUGAAAGCUUGCAAGCCCAUGACGAAUUGAGAUAUACCCCUGCGUUCAUUGUCUAUAGUCUGUUCUCUGCUUUGAUUAUGCACGUCUACCAAAUGAGAUCAUCAAACAAGUCGGUCGUUUCUGCUACUGAGCAAAGACUUCAAGUUUGUAUGAACGCCCUCAAGGAGGUUUCCAAGGUCUGGCUUGUAGCGAAGAUGGUACAUACUCUCUUCGAAUCCAUCCUUGGGAACAAACUCCUCGAGGAACGUCUCCAAAAGGCGGCUGGCAAACGACACAAAAAGCAACCGAAGAUGAAGGAAGAUCCUUCGACGUCGAAGCGGAAAUUUCAUGACAUGGAUGUGGGUUUCAAUGGUCCGCCUGCCCCGCAAGUUUCUUACGAGCGCUCGCGCCCACAGACUCCAUCCGGUGUCCCAGCGCCACAAGAAGAGCAACCGCAGGCAGCACCGCAGCAAGCGCAGUCCGGUGCUUCCCAGCAAACGAUGCCAACCAUCACAUCCGCUUCGCCCCAUCUGCCACGACAGAACACUGAUGCGUUCAUGGGCGGACCGACGAACUCUCGUGGCGAUACGCGUCCUACCACUCCUUUCAACCCCAGCUUCUCAUACCCGGGGACCCCACCCGACCUCUUCCUCGUCACGCGCAACUCGCCGAACAUCUCGCACGACGUCUGGCAGAACUUCCAGCCCGACCAGCUCUUCCCCGCCGACACCGUCUCGUUCCCGCAGAUCUCGCCGGCCACACAGUCGAUCGUCGAUCCGCAGCUGUCCCGCCAGCAGUCCAUCCCGCAGCAUAUUCAAAUGCAACCUGGCGGCAGCCAGAUGCCCACUCAGCAGCAGAUGCAGAAUGACAUGCAGAUGAACCCCGGGAUGACGCCGCACCAGAACGAUCCGCAGAGUUGGAACACCCACGUCGAUGCGAUGAACCAGGGAUCGGGGAAUGAGGAUACCUGGAGUAACAGUAGUCGGGGUGGCCCGAUUGUGCCUAUUGCCUUGAAUGUGGAAGACUGGUACGUUAUAUUUUCCCGCUCAACACUGAUCUGAGCAUCCGUGGCUUGUUCUGCCUCUUCUUGAAUGAUUCUAACCCACAUGA
Molecule: messenger RNA, 2557 nt
Organism: Eremomyces bilateralis CBS 781.70
Lineage: Eukaryota; Fungi; Ascomycota; Dothideomycetes; Eremomycetales; Eremomycetaceae
Exons: 5
Coding region: 1-2508 (835 amino acids)
Biological process (GO): DNA-templated transcription
Molecular function (GO): DNA binding; zinc ion binding
Source: RefSeq, a predicted model, not a curated record